Messenger RNA from Peniophora sp. CBMAI 1063, 1812 nucleotides. NCBI's taxonomy places the organism in Eukaryota, Fungi, Basidiomycota, Agaricomycetes, Russulales, Peniophoraceae. The record is from the annotation of a GenBank genome assembly.
AUGGAUGUCGGAAGCCUCGAGGGGGCGCUUACCCCCGCAUCAAUUUAUCGCAUACCAGUCGAAGUCCUGGAGGAUAUCUUCGCUUGGCUAGCUCUCGUGGAUGCCAUCGGAGACUUGGAGGCGUACUCAGAUCAUGAGGAGACGGACAUAGAUGAAGAAAGCGAAGAGGAAAUAGAAGAUAACGAAGGCGAUGGAUCGUCGGAAACGGAUUCGGAGUACAGCUACGUCUCGGAACCAGACCUGCCUUUACGCCUGUCCUGGGGUUGCGGGCGUGUAGCCCAUGUCUGCAGAUUGUGGCGAGCGGUUGCGCUAGCGAUGCCAUCUUUAUGGACCACUAUACCCACACAUCUUCCCUUGAAGUGGCUUGUAGAGCUUGUGCGCAGAAGCGGGCAAGCACCCCUUGACCUCAUUGGUGCCGACUGCACAUCUCUCGGACUCACCGUCCUCCUUCGGAGCUGCGCGGACCGCAUCCGCAGCAUUGAAGCAGAGGUCCACUGCGAGGACUGGUGGUACACAGACCUCCUGAAUGUUCAGCGGUAUCCUGCCGUCACAGAGUUGAGCGUCUAUGGCGAUCUGCACGAGCACGCCAUAACUCUGGAGGAUUUGCUAUCCCGCGUGUCGUUGCCGACAGUGCUUCGUGUUGACAUGUCUGUCGCAUGCCAGUUACCGCCACCCAACGUCACGGCGAACCUUACGGAGAUCAGGCUGAUACAUGGUCCUUAUUCGGCCCCGAACUAUUGGUUCGGCAUCGAUGCCUUCACGACUUUCAUGUCGAGUAUCCCUCGCAUAGAGAAGUUGCAUCUGGCUGGAUGCCUGCCCGCUCUGAACGCGACGGUCGCGCCCAUGCUGGAGCGCUUAGAGCUUCCCCGCUUGCAAGACCUCACUCUUGUUGAGACGGGAAACACCAUGUCGAUCAUCACUUUCCUUGAUUCAGUCCAUCUCCCAAUAUCUGCGGUCGUGAACGUUAUCGGUUCAGUGGAAGCACGGGUGAUUGAGCAACCUGCAGUCAACAGCGAUGCGGGACCAAUUUCUCUUGGUCUCGACGGCCUUUUCGUUCAUGGACGACCCGAGUCGUCAAUAAGGACCCUCGCAAUAGUCCAAGGAGCCGAACCUCGACGCGGUAUCGACAUACAUGGCUGGCGUGAGAGCGAGUAUAGCGCAGAUGGCUUGCCCAACUUCCGCACGGCAGACACAGCGAUGCCUCAUGGACAUGAGGGAUUAUUCAUAGAGGGGUCGACGAAUGUCGGAGACGUUUCCAUCCGGUAUCAGUGCCGAUGCGAUCUAGAGGAAGAUCUCUCGAAGAGGUGGAUCUUGUUCAAUCAGCCCGUGCAGGUCUUUGCAAAUAUCUCUACCCUCUCGCUUCUCCUGAAAGGCGCGCCAUGCUCAGCACUAGACUCGCUUGAUGGAGGUCUAUUGUCUCUGCUCGUCGCAGCACGACAGGUUAAGCACCUACGUCUUGCCGCGUAUGGCCCUUCCCCGAAGCAUGCCACCGCGGCAACACUGCUAUCCGCUUUACACGAGCUCAAUGAGAGUCCAAUCGCGGGGGAACCGCCACACUGGAGAAUCAUGCCCACUCUACAGACGUUGACCAUUCAGAACAUGAGUCCGCAUACCGCAGUAGACCCAGGAUACACAGUACUCGACGUUCUUCGGAAGGUUGUGUACGGGCGUCUGCAUAUGGGUGGCACACUACACACCGUAAUCUUCCACAAUUGGAUGCGUCACGACGAUAACAGGCUAUGGCGGGAAGGAAUGGCUGAUAUGAAUAUCCGUAUUAUUUACGAGAUUCGCAUGCAUCGCGCGCAGAGAUAG